Molecule: messenger RNA, 999 nt
Organism: Cryptosporidium muris RN66
Lineage: Eukaryota; Apicomplexa; Conoidasida; Eucoccidiorida; Cryptosporidiidae
Product: ubiquinone/menaquinone biosynthesis methyltransferases family protein
Exons: 2
Coding region: 1-999 (332 amino acids)
Biological process (GO): ubiquinone biosynthetic process
Molecular function (GO): methyltransferase activity
Source: RefSeq, a predicted model, not a curated record
AUGUAUAAUCAGAAGUUAAUAUGUAAUUUUCAGAAACAUCUUCUAGGACAAAUAAAUAAAAUUAAGAGAGUCCCUUUAAGAAUUUACUCCUCAUGUUACUUCUCAUCAUAUUCAGAUUCUCAAACAAAUGAAAAUCUUAAUGUAGACUUUGGAUUUCAAAAAGUAACAGAACAAGUUAAAAGAAAACUUGUACAUAAUGUAUUCUCAUAUGUCUCAGAUAAGUAUGAUCUAAUGAAUGAUUUAAUGAGUUUUGGGAUUCAUAGAUACUGGAAGGAUAUUUUCGUUAAUACCAUAUUAGAACCGGAAUCAUUUUCCAGGCUCCAAAUAAAAAGUGUAAUGCCUUAUUACCUUGAAAAUGAAAAGUUGCAAUCAAAUGAUAAUUGUUAUAAAUCUCAAUGUUACUCUAUAUUAGAUGUAGCAGGUGGUACUGGAGAUAUUGCCUUCAAAAUUACAGAUGUACUUAGAAAAACUCGACAUUUUCAAAUAAAUGAGUUACCAAUACUAACAGUACUUGAUUCAAAUGAUAAAAUGAUUAAAAAAGGUCAAGAGAGAGCUUUAAAAGAAGGUUAUAGUAAUGUGAUGUGGUUAUGCGAUGAUGGUGAAACAUUAAGUAAAAUCCCAGAUAAUUCCAUUGAUAUUUUAAUUAUUUCCUUUGGAAUAAGAAAUUUCACGAAUAUUUCUAAAGCUCUUAAAUCAUUUAAUAGAGUAUUAAAACCUGGAGGGAGAUUUCUUUGUCUUGAGUUUAGUAAUGUUAAUAAUCCCAUCUUAUCUUAUUUUUAUAAAUUAUAUUCAUUUAACAUUAUACCAUGUCUUGGCAAAAUAGUUGUUGGAGAUCAUCAACCAUAUCAAUAUUUAGUUGAAAGUAUCCAAAAAUUUCCUAGUAAACAUAUUUUUGGAGAUAUGAUAUCUGAUGCUGAUUUCGAGAGUGUAACUUUUGCUGAUAUGACAUUCGGUGUUGUCACUAUCUAUAGUGCAUUUAAGAAAAGAGAUCAUAUAUAA